Molecule: messenger RNA, 1056 nt
Organism: Gryllus bimaculatus (two-spotted cricket)
Lineage: Eukaryota; Metazoa; Arthropoda; Insecta; Orthoptera; Gryllidae
Source: the annotation of a GenBank genome assembly
AUUCGACUUAGCGUUUCUAAUUUAACCAUAUUGUACGAUGCUGGUUCGAAAGUGAGGUUUAAGUUGUAUCUAUUCGAUGACUGUGAUGAGUAUGGUGACAUCAAGCAAGAAUGGGUGUUGGUUCUCACAGACAAAAACACCCAGUUGCGGUGCGAGACUAUCAACGAUGGCUUUUAUCAUCCCUACUGUGAAUUGGUGAGCAAUCGUACUGAUGUGCAUAACUCAGUAGCAUGCACAUUCUACAACAUGACUCCCGGCCAGUAUUGUGUUAUUUUGGAGCCCAUUGAUAGAGAUCGCUGUCACCCCGGCACAGUAUGGACUCACGGCCACGACAAAAUAUCACCUUGCAAGUAUCAACAUGCUUUCACUGUCAGAAAGAAAAAUCUGCAGAAUCAGACUCCUGUUCCUUUGUCUACCAAUCAUAACAACAAUACUUUGAUAGUAAUCGGAUCUGUCGGGGCAUUGACUGCGUUAGUAAUACUAUGUUUAGCCAUGUACAGCGGAUUACACUACUCGUUUCCUGAAGCUGGUUCUGGGGACGCUACACGAAAUGCUGAAAUACCCAGUUCAAAAAUUAACACACAUCCUCAUGUUCUUCUUUUGUAUGCUCAAGACUGCCAGCCAUUCAUGAAAUUAAUGAGCACUCUUCGGUCUGUACUUAGUCGGGUUGGUAAAUGUGAGGUGCUGGAUUGUUUUGAUCCUGCAUGUGCGGAGUUUGUGGCUGCUGCCCCAGAAGAUUGGAUGUUACGAGCGGUGUCUGUGUGUCGCGUCGUCCUUGUUAUUAAUGACUGUGGUGCAGAACUUCAGAGAAAAUCAAGUUUGGUCCAUGCAUACAGAUAUCCAUUACCUUUCUGUCACUUGUUCCUCGUGGGACUCAAACAUGUUAUGGGAAGUCUGUCUUCCCGCGAAUAUUGCAGAGUGUUUGUUGUAAGAUUUGAUAGCCAAGAAUUGAACUGGAUCACUCCUCAUAUUCGAUUUUUAUUACCUCAUAAUUUAAGUGAUUUAUUGAGACAUCUUAAUCCUGACAUGAAGUUAUGUUUUAUUUUACAUGCUUUU